Stegodyphus dumicola is the source of this 3664-nucleotide messenger RNA. RefSeq lists its product as uncharacterized. Gene Ontology annotation, biological process: epithelial cilium movement involved in determination of left/right asymmetry. Gene Ontology annotation, cellular component: ciliary basal body; centrosome. Lineage: Eukaryota; Metazoa; Arthropoda; Arachnida; Araneae; Eresidae. The record is from RefSeq and is a predicted model, not a curated record. Gene Ontology annotation, molecular function: protein binding.
UUUACAUUCUAAGUUUGAACCAGUGUUCUGUUUCUCUUCGUGUUUGAAAAGUGUUAUAUUAUUAAACUUUGCUUCUAAAUGCUUUCAAGCUCUGUAACGAUAUCCGAUCUAAGAAAAACAUAUUUUAGAAGAAUAUGAAAUUUUUGAAGUCUCACUUUUAAUAUUCGUCGUGUAAUUAUAUAUAUAUAUAGAUAAGCAAACAAAAUGUAUUUACUAACCAGACGUCAGUUUUCAGAAAGGACUCUAUCUUUUUGUUAAUAUUUUUUUGUACGAAACGUUCAUUUUUAUGUAUCGACGUCGAAAAUACUUUUAUAAAAUGUCUCGUAAAUUGAAAACUGUGAAGCACAUGAGUGCUGAUGAGCUAAAAUCAAAAUUGUAUGCACAUUUCGAUAAAAAUGGUUCUUUAGAUCAUUUGCGUGCUCAGCUGAGAGGCCAGUUGGUUACAGAACUGUUUAAAAUUGCAUCACCUUUAGGGGCAUCAAAAAUGCAUCCCGAAAAUAAAAAUUUUGAUAUAGCACUUUUACCCUUACAAGUUUCUAACUGGCUUGUUUAUGAUCAUUUGUCACGACAAGGCUGUCAAUAUACAUUGUCUACCUUUGUAACUGAAGCUAAUUUAUCUGAUCCAGAAAAACUCUUGACUGUUUGUGAUAUACUGAAAUUAUUUGGAGUUGACACGAAUAGUCCAGAAUAUAAAAGUUUUAUUAAAAUGUAUGCUACAAAAAAUGAAGAGGGUUUUUCACAUUCAUUGUUACUAACUGUUAUCAAAUCAUUAUUCGAAGUUUCACAUAAAAGUCCAGUAUUAAAAUUAAGUAUUCAUGAAGGUGAAAUAAAAGAAACAGUAAAAAGAAAUGAGUUUGAAAAGGAUCUUCUAGAGAUGGCUUUUCCAAACGGUUUAAAGGAAACUGAUGAACAUAUAUCAUAUGAUGAUAAAAUGGUUUCUGAGUCGUUGAAAUUUCAGAACCGAAAUAUGAACGCUAAUCAACUUUUAACAUCUGAAAACAAAUCAGCUGAAUCUAGUUUUUAUGAGCAGCUUCAAUAUGUUAAGGAAGAAAAUGAAAAAGAAGUCCAGAAGCUACGCUGUAAACUACUAGAAGAGCUAGAUGAUCUGCAUUCUCGAGAACAAAAAAUACAACAAGAAAUGGAACUUGAAAAAAAGGAAUUGAAGAAGGAACGAGAUAAACUACUUGUUGAGAUUCAAAAACUUGGUGAAAAAGAAUUGCUGCUAGAAAAAGAAUAUGAAAACAAGUUUCAGAAACAAUUACGAGAAAUGGAACUAGAAUUUGCAUCUAAAGAUCAUAACAAAAAUAGAGAAUUUGAAAGUUUACAGAACAAGCUUGCUGAGAAAGAACAAAGGUUAGCUGAAAUUCUUUCUGAACUGACAAGCCAAAAGGAAAAGCACAAUUUAUUGAAAACAGAAAUUGAUGAAUUGAAGCAUAUGCUGAAGACCACUCAGGGAAAGUAUUCAUCUCUCUUGGAUGAGAAUACGAAUCUUUUGAAAAAGUUUGAAGGCAUGUCUGAUUAUGACAUUUUAAAAGCAGAAUUAUCUGCAAAAUCAAAAGAGAUUUCAUAUUUACAGCAUGAACUUGCAGAAGUACAUAAAAAUGCAGAAUUGGAGAAGCAAACAUAUAUAGAAACCUUACGAAUUCUGGAAGAUAAAAUAAAAUCACAAAACCCUAUGUUGCAACAAACUCAGAGAGAAUUAAAUUUUACUAAAGAUAAAUUACAAAUGGAAGAAUUAGCCUGGAAUAAUGAAAAAAGGAAAUUAGAGCAAGAAAUAAACAUUUCAAGAGAAUUAUACAAGGAUGUGAUUAAUAGAAUUGAAGAACAAAGAAGUGAUAUACAAGAUUUGCAUAGAACAGUCCACAUUCUUCACUAUCAGAUAGCUAAUAAUAGCAAGCCAACAAAUUUACCAGAAAAAGUUUUUAAAAUGCAGCCUGGAAGUACAAAAACCAAAAGUGCUUUUUUCAAAGAUUCACCACAGAAGUACAGAGAAUAUUCAUUAAAAUUUAUUGCAGAAACCAAAGAUAGGAUUGAUAAACUUCAACAGGAAACAGGAGCUCUUCAGGAUAAGUGUUCAUAUGUUUUCAGUGCUGUACCUGCAAACCAUCAUCUUUUAAAAUUAGGUAUAUCUGAUUUUAAGACAAAGCCAACUAGCUUCUUGAAAUCAGACAGCAUCGGUUAUAAUAGAUUAGAUUCAUUAGUUAACAUGUCAAAAAAAUGCUUUAAUAGCACGGUUAAAAAUGGGCCUAAUUCAUCUUCACUAUUUCGUGCAGAAACUAAAGCAUUACUUUCAGAUAAUUAUGGAUCAAAUGUGCCUUCAAAAAAUAGUGAUUUCAGCAUGCAUUCAUCUGAUAAUACCCUUCAUAAUCAAAACUUAAAAAAAUUAAAUAUUGAAUCAGCAGUAUCUAACUCAGCAUUAAAAUCUCAUUCAUUAAGCUUUUCGCCAAAUCCGUUUGCAUACCAGUUACAACCUGAAAAUAAGUCACAAGACUCUAGUAGAUUUGGUACAAAUUUCAUGCAUACUUUGCUGAAUGAAAGUAAACAAACUGUUUUAGAAAAUGUGCCUAACCCACAAGAAUAUAAUAGCAGCAUUGUCACUGAUGCUUCAGGAACUCAAAAUACAGAAGUGAAAAUAAGUCCUAAUGAAGGUAUAUGUAAAAAUUCGAGAAUUUCUGAACUUAAAGUAUCUUCAGAAGACAUAGCCGCAGUUACUGUAAAAGAUCCAGGUCAGGUUAUUGAUAAUGAGCACAGACAUAAAGUAACAGCUGAAAACUUUCAGUUAUCUGAACAAACAAAAGUAGGAAGUGAAUAUUCUAUAACCCAAGAGAAAAUAAUAGAUAAAAUUGAACCAGUAGUUCAUACUGCAUCAAGUGAUCAAAAAGAAAGAGAAAAUACAAAUUUACAAGAGAAGGUAAUAUCUAAAACCACAGAUAAAAAAGUAAUAGAAAAUUCUGUUACAUCUGGUUUGCUUUUCAAUGAACCUGAGAUUAGAAUAAACCUACCCAAGAUCAAUCUUGAUGAAGUAUGGAAAAGAAAGUCAUCAGUUUCAAAUCCUUCCUCUCAAAUUAAAGAAGCAAAUAUUUUGGUCAAUAAUACGGAACAUAUUUCAAAUAUAUCCACUUUUAAAAACUCAGAAAUUUCUCUUCCCAAUAAAAAAGUUUUACAAGAAACAAUAGCACAUACACCAUUUGUUUUGUCCAGCAAUGGAAAAAAAUAUUCUGAUCAAAAUGAAGUUUUAAAUAACCCCAGCUCAAUACAAACAUCUGUGAUUUCAGCUAGUGACAAAAAUGAAAAUUCUGAUUUUACUAUAUUGGUAAGUAAAGAAAAUGAUAUUUUAGGUCUGAAAAAUGUUGUUUGUGAGCCAGGAAGCGAGAUGGUAAAGCACCAACAGAACGAUACAAAACAAAAUGAUUUAUCAGUAUUAAAAAAUAAUGAUAUCAUAAGUAGUCUACAAAGUGAAAGUAUUACAAGGCCUACUAAGGAAGAUUCUAAAGUUGAGACUGAUAUAAAAUCGGUUCAGGAACAAGUAAGUGCAGAAUCUUUAAGUGAACUUAGUGAAGUGCAUCUGUCUUGUGGCAGUGAACAAGAACAACAAAAAGAUGAUUCUGAUUUUUGGUAAAAAAAAAAAAAAAAAAAAAAAAAAAAAAAACAACAUAUUUUACCA